Molecule: messenger RNA, 2240 nt
Organism: Macadamia integrifolia
Lineage: Eukaryota; Viridiplantae; Streptophyta; Magnoliopsida; Proteales; Proteaceae
Product: pollen receptor-like kinase 4
Exons: 3
Coding region: 120-2066 (648 amino acids)
Biological process (GO): protein phosphorylation
Molecular function (GO): protein binding; ATP binding; protein kinase activity
Source: RefSeq, a predicted model, not a curated record
UCAACAAAAACCAUUCAUCCUCAAAACUUUCUCCCGCGCCCCCACGCACGACGCCCACAAGCACCAAACCCGCCAUCCUGCGCGCACAAAGCUGGGCUUGUGCGCGCACCAACCCCUUCAUGGCCCGUUCCCACUCACCCUGGGCUCUUCCAAUCAUCUUCUUCGUCGUAGUCUUCAUCAUUGAUAUCCACGUAGUGGUAAUGGCGGCAUCUGCUUCAUCAGAAUCAAACACCCUUCUCAAAUUUAAAGCCUCCAUAGCUAAAACCACAGCGUUAGAUAGCUGGAAUGCGUCGACGAGCCCUUGCACGAGUUGGGUCGGCGUCCGGUGCAUUGAAGGGACUGUGCGUGGAUUGCAACUUGAGAACAUGGGUCUAUCAGGAACCAUUGACGUGGAAAGCCUCAUGGGAUUACAGUUCUUAAGGUCUAUAAGCUUCUUGAACAAUAGCUUCAAUUGUCCAAUUCCUAGUAUAUGGAAGCUUGGUGCAUUGAAAUCGGUGUAUCUAUCGGAAAAUCAAUUCUCCGGUGAGAUUCCGGACGAUGCAUUUGAAGAGAUGGGGUCUUUGAAGUUUUUGUAUUUGGCAGAUAAUAAAUUAACGGGUAAGAUUCCAUCAUCACUUGCUAAGUUGCCUAAGCUUUUGGAAUUAGAACUGGAUGGGAACAAGUUUGAGGGAAAUAUUCCAGAUUUCCAGCAGAAGAAUUUGAGAUUGGUGAGAGUAGCAAACAAUCAAUUGGAGGGUCCAAUUCCGGCAACUCUGAGCAAUAUGGAUUCAAGCUCUUUUGCAGGCAACAAGGGACUGUGUGGGGCGCCUUUGGGGGCCUGUGAAACCCCCAGUAAGAAGUCAUCUUCACUUCCGAUCAUUAUCGCUGGAUUUGUGGCAGUAGUAGUAGUUGCCGUGUUGGUUGUUGCCGUAGUUGCAGUUUCUACACGCCGGAGAAGCCGGCAAACGGAGCAACUAGGUCGGCCGUCGUCGAUAAGUAGCCGAAAAAAGGUUGUAGCUUUCCAAGAUGACCAAAUGGAAACUAGGUCACAAGAUCACUCUACCACUAGUAGUAGUAAAGGAGAAAAUGGGAGGUUGACCUUUGUGAGGGAUGAUAGAGAGAGGUUUGAAUUGCAAGAUUUGCUUAGAGCAUCAGCUGAAGUAUUGGGCAGUGGAUCUUUUGGGUCUUCUUAUAAGGCUGUUCUGACUAGUGGGAAAGCCAUGGUUGUGAAGAGAUUUAGGCAUAUGAAUAAAGUGGGUAGGGAAGAUUUUCAAGAGCAUAUGAGAAGGCUUGGGAGAUUGAGACACCCUAAUUUGCUUCCUCUGGUGGCUUACUACUACAGGAAAGAAGAGAAGCUAUUGGUAUCUGACUUCAUUGGAAAUGGCAGCUUGGCUUCUCGCCUUCACAGCAACAGGACAGAAGACCAGCAAGGGCUUGACUGGCCAAUCCGCCUGAAAAUCAUCAAAGGAGCAACAAGUGCUAUGGCUUAUCUCCAUAAGGAACUCCCUAGCUUGAGUGUCCCCCAUGCUCACCUCAAGUCCUCCAAUGUGAUCCUAAAUGAAUCCUGUGAGCCCCUCCUAACAGACUAUGGCCUACUUCCUGUGGUGAACAAUGAGCAUGCUGCACAAAUCAUGGUGGCAUACAAGUCACCGGAGUAUGCAGAACACGGCGGCGGGCGCGUGACGAAGAAGAGUGAUGUAUGGUGCCUUGGGACACUGAUAUUGGAGCUAUUGACUGGUAAGCUUCCCAUGAAUUAUCUAAAACAAGGUAAGGGGAAUUCUCAUCAAGAACCAGAUUUGGCCAGUUGGGUUAACUCAGUUCCAAGGGAAGAAUGGACAGGAGAGGUUUUUGACACUGAGAUGGCAGGGACAAGGAAUGGUGAAGGAGAAAUGAUGAAGCUUCUGAAGAUUGGAUUGAGUUGUUGUGAAGUUGAUGUGGAGAAAAGAUUGGAUUUGGAUGAAGCAGUGGAGAAGAUUGGAGAGGUGAGAGAGAGGGACAAUGAUGAUGGCUUCUCAUGUUCAUAUGCUAGUGAAGACAUGUACUCUGCCAGAGAAGAAGAUUUCUCUCAUUCUAUGAAUAGAGAAUAGUUUGAAUGGUGUCUUGGGGGCUUGGUUUGGUUUGGUUUGGUUCAUUUGAUUUAUUUAUAAUUUUGAAAAAAUUUGGUGGGAACUGGUGUAAAAUGUUUAGUAAUCUCCAUAGGUUUUAAAACUUCAUGAAUUAGGAGUUUGGUUAUAGAAAAAUGAACACUUUAUUAAUGCUUA